AUGGAUGUAAAGCAUAUUAAAGAUUACGUCUCCUGGCUGUACUAUCAAUAUCUCCUCAUAACGUGCAGCUAUGUACUGGAGCCCUGGGAGCAGUCCAUUUUUAACACUGUGCUAUUGACAGCCGUUGCGAUGAUGAUCUACAGCUCUUAUGUCUUCAUCCCGAUUCACGUUUGCCUGGCAGUGGAGUUUUUCUCCGGAAUAUUUGGAGGGCAGCACGAAAGUACAGUCGCCCCAAUGAACUGACCCGCUCUGCCCGUGCCCUCCAAUGCUUCCAUGAGAUCGCUCAUAAGACUUGCCGCUUCACAGCUGGAACUGCAGAGGUUUACAGGAAAUUUGUGCUGAGCAUAGAUUCCUACCGGGAAGAAUUUGCCAAACUCCCUUUUUUGUUUUUGAAUGAACUGGUCUCUGGAAAUGUGUUAGGGGGAAACAAAAUGACACAUCCGCUUUGUACAUAGUGUAAUAUAGUCUUUGCUUUAUAUUUAAAAAGGGGAAAAAAAUACAAAAUAUUCAGUUAAAAUGAUGCAGCGUACAACGUCAAAGUGAAAAAGAAAAAAAAAGACUACAUAAAAUAAAAGAUUAUCGAAGCUUUAAAGAAUGGAGGAUUUACCUUUUUUGGGCUUCUUUACUGGAAUUUAAACACACGAACUUGUGUAAAAGACAGUAUCCUCUAUGCAAACUAAAAUAUAUUGUAAAAUAUGUAUAUACCUUUUCAUAACUGACUCCCUGCUACGCUGCUAUAAACUAAUAUACAUCAAAAUUGCUCUCUAUCAACCUGAAUAAGGGUUUUGCUACUGUGUUAGGUCUCUGGAUAAGAAAAGGUUUUUCAUGGAGUUAUAAGGGCUGUCCCAUGCAGUAUAUGCCAUUUUUACAUUGAUACCCAAAAUCCAUAUUUUCCCUUUUAUAUGAGGAGACUUGUGACUUAUGAUACGCCAUUUCUAUACCUAAUGUACUGUGACUUAUAUCGCUUUCAGUGUUGGUUUAGUUUGACCUAUCGCAGGAUGAGCUGGUGCCAUCAGCUUCUAUUUCCAUUUAGUAGAUGGAUCUAUAAAUAGACUAAACUAUCCUUUUAGAUCAGGGUUUCCCAAACAAGGUACCUCCCGGCUGUUCCAAAACUAGAACUUCUAGCAUGGCCAGACAGCCAUUUGGCAGGAGUCACCCUGAUUGAGAAACACUGCCCUAGAAACAAAAAAAAGUCUUCUUAAAUAACAAAUUAUAAUAAAUAAUAAGGUUAGGCUCAGUUCAGACUGUGCUAAAGGCUUCUAUCAGAUACAUAUGAUAUGAUAUAGUAAUCUAGGCACUGACCUAUGCAACAGUACAGUCAUACAGUAGCAUAUGUUGUUCAGAGGUUUGUUAAAGAAAUUAAAAGUAUACUGUGCAGUAUAGCCUACCAUGCAUUUCUAUACACAAACAUAUGAAAAUAAAGGAUAUUUGCCAAAAAAAACACAAUUUCCUUUCCUAAGUCUACUGGAACAUGCACCAAACGUCCUCGCAAAAUACAAUUUAAGCAGACCCUCAGGGUGGUUCUCCAUAGUCUAAUGUCCAAAAUAAGGUCAUUGGUCUCUUUGUAAAUAACUUUGUGUUCUGUUCUUGUGUUAUUUAUGUUCUACCUACAGUAUCAUUUUAGUAUUAUAAAAUUGUAAAUAACUGUUUUGCAUACUUUA
This is a messenger RNA of Hyla sarda, 1661 nucleotides long. It is a transcript of the gene SPTSSB, whose product is annotated as serine palmitoyltransferase small subunit B. The coding region runs from base 1 to 243 and encodes 80 amino acids. Gene Ontology annotation, cellular component: serine palmitoyltransferase complex. The transcript has a single exon. Gene Ontology annotation, biological process: endoplasmic reticulum organization; ceramide biosynthetic process. The record is from RefSeq and is a predicted model, not a curated record. Gene Ontology annotation, molecular function: serine C-palmitoyltransferase activity. NCBI's taxonomy places the organism in Eukaryota, Metazoa, Chordata, Amphibia, Anura, Hylidae.